Molecule: messenger RNA, 2047 nt
Organism: Oncorhynchus tshawytscha (Chinook salmon)
Lineage: Eukaryota; Metazoa; Chordata; Actinopteri; Salmoniformes; Salmonidae
Product: 12-(S)-hydroxy-5,8,10,14-eicosatetraenoic acid receptor
Exons: 1
Coding region: 441-1400 (319 amino acids)
Biological process (GO): G protein-coupled receptor signaling pathway
Cellular component (GO): membrane
Molecular function (GO): G protein-coupled receptor activity
Source: RefSeq, a predicted model, not a curated record
GCUCGGGGAUUCGAUCCAGCAACCUUUCGGUUACUGGCCCAACGCUCUACCCACUAGGCUCCCUGCCGCCCCAAUAUGACAAAUAUGGGGGAAAAAUAGUUGUUGUGUGUUGAUGCAAUGUCUUCCACUAUAUUCUCAAUCCCUCGUGGGACCAACUGCUUAUCUAUUGGUCCUGUGGCGACUCGCCUACUCAGGAAUGGAAGGUGCUCAACCAACAAGUCUGAACAGUUUGCAACGGCUGCCUGGGGGGGGAAUUACUUCCAGACUGAAGUACAGUCCUUCAGUUUCACCAGGUCUGCACACGGAAUAAGAGCUUCCCUUCCCUUAAACAGACUCACUCGGCGUUGAGGACUCUGGAGGACUGCUUUUCCUUCUUAAGGAUUCGGACAGGAUCAGGCUUUGACUGUAAAAAAAGGGGACCGGUUUUGCCAGUUCAUAUUAUGGAAGAGGAUCUUCUGAAUGAUAACUGCACAGCAGACAAUCUGCCCUUGUAUACAUUCUACGCCUCUGUGAUGAUUGUGGAGUUCACCCUGGCUCUGCCUCUUAACCUCUCAGUGCUUUACCUCUUCAUCUUCAAGCUGGAGUUCUGGAAACUGAACUCCAACAACCUUUUCCUGUUCAAUCUCGUGUUGGCUGACCUCCUUCUGCUAGGCUGUUUGCCAGUGAACGCCUACAAUUUUCUUCGCGGAGAGCGGCAGAGUACGGACGGAAAGAUCUGCAAAGCCAUGCUCUUCAUGCUGUUUCUGAACCGAGGCGCCAGUAUCGGCUUCCUGGCUGUGAUUUCACUCGAUCGCUACUUCAACGUGGUUCAUCCUGGGAACAAGGACUUUGUCCUCAAAAAGUCCCCUCAUAUAUCUGUCGUCAUCUGGCUAGUACUGCUUCCUUUGACAAUCCCCACCAUGCUGAAGACCGGCUGCUGUAGCAGUCAUGGGGACGUCACUGACACUCUGAGAGAGGUUGUGUUUUUCACCCAGAUUCUCAUCCCUUUCUUUGUGUUGGUGUACUGCACGGUCCGCAUUGUCAACAGACUCAAAAAGAAGACAGUAGGUGACAGGACCAAGCUGCGUCGAGCAGUGUUUCUGGUCACCUCUGUCAUGCUGCUCUUCUCUUUCUGUUUCCUGCCUUGUACCAUCGCUAGAAUUGUUCUGUUGAUUGUCAGAGCCAUGGAUUUAGAGAAUGCUGAGAAUAUAGCUGUUCAGGUCUAUGAUGGUUUCAUAGUUUUUUCCCACAUGGACUGUCUAGUGGACCCAAUUGUGUACUGUUUAAGCAGCACUAAGUUCAAACGCCUCUACCUGACAACGUAUUGCCCCUGUCUACUGAGAAACAACGCAGAAACGGUUGAAAGAACAAACCCGACACGAACCAACUUAAAUCUAAAACGCAACAACAACACACUGUAGCUAGUAGUCUAAAACGCAACAACACACUGUAGCUAGUAGUCUAAAACGCAGCAACAACACACUGUAGCUAGUAGGUAAUGAUACUUCUGGGUGUGGGCGUGGCCACAGUUUUUAAAGAGUUUCUUGCGGUUAUACACUUUCAUGGGGCUGAGAAUUUUCUUGUAUAAAAAAAAAAGAGAAUUUCCUGCAAUUCUACACAUUUUACCAUGGCUUAUGUCAUAUAACUAAAACUUUGUUAAAACAAGUCUAUUGGGGCCCCAUGCCAGGACAUUUUUUAAAAACAUUUUAGAUUCUCUCGGACUGUCUAGUUUUUUAUUUUGGUGAUGGUUAGUUCUCAAAGAUUAUCUUAUUUAAAAAGAUAUCGCUCCGUUUGUCUUUUCUACAUACACGGUUUUAGUCGUUUUAAGUUCACACUGAAAACGUUUUUACCAUGUUCAUCUGUUUUGAUGUGGCGGCCCGCCGCUGCUAAAUGAGUAUAGGGGAAGCACUGGCAUGUUCAGCUUUUGUUUGCCAAAUCAGACUGUGAUUCAAUACUGGUUUAUGUUAUGAUCAGUCAUUGGUUUCCUUCACCUGUGAUAUCAUCAUGUUAAACAGAUCAUCAUGAUGCUGUUACUAAUUGUCUGUGUCAAAUAAAUAUUCUCCUCAAA